GCAAAUUAGAAUAAGACCAUUACAUUAUUGUAAAGGAUGUUCUAGAAAGAGGAACAAAAUAGUGAUGAGUUUUAUAUUAAAUUUUCUUAGUUUGAUAGAUUCUAUGGCAUGUUGUCUUGAUUGGGGGUAAAUUGAUUUGAAGUACCAUUCCAGUUUUAUUUAAAAAUGGACUAUCACUGUUUUUGCUAAUCUGUUGUAGACCCUAAAAUUAAAUUAAGCUUGAA
Molecule: messenger RNA, 224 nt
Organism: Paramecium octaurelia
Lineage: Eukaryota; Ciliophora; Oligohymenophorea; Peniculida; Parameciidae
Source: the annotation of a GenBank genome assembly